Messenger RNA from Procambarus clarkii (red swamp crayfish), 1692 nucleotides. RefSeq names its product serine/threonine-protein kinase atg1-like. Gene Ontology annotation, molecular function: ATP binding; protein kinase activity. Gene Ontology annotation, cellular component: cytoplasm. The record is from RefSeq and is a predicted model, not a curated record. Gene Ontology annotation, biological process: signal transduction; protein phosphorylation. Lineage: Eukaryota; Metazoa; Arthropoda; Malacostraca; Decapoda; Cambaridae.
AUGAAGCAGCUUAACGAAGAUCUCGUGAAACGGUUGCUUAAGUACAAGACUAAGUGUCUCGGCUCUGGAGCACAUGGAGAAGUUGCUCUUGUUAAGUGGAAGGGAAAGCCAGCAGCUCUUAAAGUAGCCAACUCUCCUUCCAGUUCCGAAACUAUCGCCAGCGAAGCCGAAGUAUUGUCGUUACUGCGCGGCACUGGUGGAGCUCCUCUUCUGCUGGGAGUUGCUAACGAGCCUCCAGCUCUCCUGUUAACCUACAAAGGUGGCCAGACGCUUGGAGACUUAUACGAAAACCCACUUUACAUCAACAGCUUAAUCGACGUCGGGCUUCAGAUUGGCGCAAAAUUACUGGAAAUUCACGAGGCGGGUUUUGUGCAUAACGAUAUAAAAAGCAAUAAUAUUAUGGUCGAAGGCCCGCCUCAGAAUCCAGAAGUAAGUAUAAUUGACUUUGGAUUUGCCUGUGCCAACAAUGUAAACGUUUUCAUCGAAGCAGACCCAGAAUGUCCCGCAGCAUACGCCCCCGAAGUCCUUCGACAAGAAUGCAGUACAUACGCAUCUGACGUUUACUCGUACGGAGUACUGAUGCAGGAGAUCCUGCAGGCGUCGCCCGCACAACAACCAUCACUAGAACAGGUAUUCCGGGAAGCAACGCACCCCAACCCUAAGAGGCGCCCGUCACUUAGAAUCCUGCUCCACCGUCUACAUGAAAAAUUAGGCAAAACUUGUUUGACUUUGAACCGUAAAACGCUUCAUUGGAAUCCUCCAGAAGCUGUCAACUUUGCACACACAAAGAUAAAAAAUCCGGGCCCUAAAAGGGGCUGUCCCGGCGUGGAAAAGUGCCAACGCCCUAAUCAGCGGAAUCAAAGGCCUAAUUGUGGGAACUACUUUGAACAUAGUGAACACUCUAGCCAGCUGUAUGAGAGGCCUAAUCGUGGGAACUACUUUGAACGGAGUGAACACCCUAAUCAGCGGAAUCAGAGGUCUAAUCAGGGGAAUAACUUUGAACAGAGUGAACACUCUAGCCAAUUGUAUCAGAGGCCUAAUCGUGGGAACUACUUUGAACGGGGUGAACACCCUAAUCAGCAGAAUCGAGGGAACUACUUUGAACAGAGUGAACACCCUAAUCAGCGAAAUCAGGGGUCUAAUCGGGGGAUUAACUUUGAACAGAGUGAACACCCUAAUCAGCGGAAUCAGAGGUCUAAUCAGGGGAAUAACUUUGAACAGAGUGAACACUCUAGCCAGCUGUAUCACAGGCCUAAUCGUGGGAACUACUCUGAACGGAGUGAACACCCUAAUCAGCGGAAUCGAGGGAACUACUUUGAACAGAGUGAACACCCUAUUGAGCGAAAUCAGGGGUCUAAUCGGGGGAAUAACUUUGAACAGAGUGAACACUCUAACCAGCUUUAUCAGAGGCCUAAUCGUGGGAACUACUUUGAACGGAGUGAACACCCUAACCAGCGGAAUCAGAGGUCUAAUCGUGGGAACUACUUUGAACGGAGUGAACACGCUAACCAGCAGUUUCCGAGGCCUAAUCGAGGAAACUACUUUGAACGGAGUGAACGCCCUAAUGAUCGGCAUCAGAGGCUUAAUCGAGGAAACUACUUUGAACAGAGUGAACACCCUAACCAGCAGUAUCAGAGGCCUAAUCGAGGGAACUUUUACAUUGUUUCCUCUAACUAUAGGGAUCAACUAUAG